UCAAUCUGUAUCAACGUUUCAACUUCACUUCUUGUAAUGGCUGUCUAGCUUAUUUCUUAUAGCACUGUAUCAUAUUGGCUUCUUAGCCAAGUACAAGAAAACAAACCGUAUUGGGAAAAGAGUCUUACUUGACAGACUCGUAAGAUUGUCUGUAAAGUUAUUCAAUCUCAUGUUACAUGUAUGCCUUACAUGAGUUACAUAAAGCGAGUGGUUUAAAGCUGUUAUAUUAUAGGCCCAAUUUCUAGGCGCUUGUGAUGUGUCUAAUUUCUAUUCCUCAAACGUGGCUCGCUAUUAGCGUUUUACUGUUAAAACACUUUGACUUCGGAAUCGGCAAACAAGAUUUUAUUCAUUCUAAGAAUCCAGUCAGACUUUACGUUGGCCAAUGUAUUACUUUCACUGCACGACCGUCAUACAGCGUAGUUGGAAACUGGACAUGGCGUAAAAAUACACGUCCAUUAACAACAUCAUCCCGUGUUGUACAAGAUGGCAAUUAUUUACACAUUUAUGAUUUAACUGCUUCAGAUGGCGCAUAUUAUUCAACCUCCGUACAAACAGUUGAGAGAAAAGAGUUCUUUCAAUUCUGGCUUACUGUGAAAGAAUGUGGCGAUAACGAAAAGAAAAGUCCAUAUUUUCAAGGGAAAUGCAAAAGUUGGUGCCAAAAAAAAUGUGAUGUUGGCUGGAAAUAUUUCAAGGAAGGAUGCUACAAAUAUUUUGCAACGCCUAAAAGUUGGGAAAAUUCUUUGGAUAGUUGUCGUUCCAAAGGAGCUAAACUCACCGUCGUUGAAAGCAAGGAAGAAAACGAGUUCGUCUCAUCUUUGUUAGAAAGUGGUGAAGGGGCGUGGAUCGGAUUAAAUGAUCGUUAUUCUGAAUCUAAAUACACUUGGAAUAACGAUGCAGAUGAAACCGUACAUUAUUUUUCAUGGGCAAAGAGUGAACCAAGCAAUACAAAUGAAGAUUGUAACAUUGAAAAUUGUGUAGAAAUGAAAUAUGGUAGUUUAAAGUGGAAUGAUAUGAUUUGCAAUGGGUAUAACGCGUUUGUUUGUCAGCUGGACAUGAGGAAUUUUAACGUUUCGUCGUCUUGGUCGUGUUUUUCUCAGCGCUGUUACAAAUACUUCCGUGAUGAAGUAAUUUGGAAGGAUGCUAAGAAAAGAUGCCAGUAUAUUGGAGGACGUCUGGUAUCGAUAGAAAAUCCUGAUGUAUUAAAAUUUGUUGGAAAGUUGAUCGCAAGAAAUAUUUGGAUUGCUCUUAAUGAUAUUGCUGAAUCAGGCAAGUACGUAUGGUUUGACUCUGAUGUUGGAAAGUUAUCCAACAAGGCUUCAUAUUUUAACUGGGACAAUGGCGAACCAAACGAUAAAAUUCACCAGAAAAGAGGCUCGGAUAAACUAUGUCCUGGCGAGGACUGCGUACGAAUCAAUCGCUGGAACAACAAAGUGGCCUGGUACGACUCGAAGUGUAGCAAAAAAUACCCGUAUGUGUGUGAGAAAGUGCUAGAUAGUUUUUUGAUCUUGGCCGCAAUUAUUGGCAUAUCUAUUGGUUCCACUGCUGUUCUCAUUGUUAUUAUCGCGAUAUGUCAGUUCCGAUUACGUCAUUAUUGGAAUAAAGUUCAUGUGAAGAAAAUGCUAUUCAACUGAGAUGAUCAAAAACAGUCAUCAAGCAAUUACGCAUCCCAGAUAUUCUCCAUAUUUCACCUCGCAUUCAUCAACUGCUCAUCACAAAUGACAAAUCGUUGGAAGAUUGAGAAACACUACGUUACGUGUAGUUAGAGAAAGGUCAUUUCAACUUGAUAUGUUUAUUUUUGAUUUCAUACGAGAGAAACAUUUCGUUUGAAAGGUAGGUGUUUUUAUGUACAUAAGAUAUAUCCAUUAUAUAGCCUACGUUUAAAACAAGACAGAAAACUGUUUCAUUUUAUAAAGAUCUUUUUGUACUUUACUUAUAUGGGAUUUUUUAAUCAACUGGUUGAAUAACCAGAGAAAUAUUUUUUGAUCAGA
Messenger RNA from Xenia sp. Carnegie-2017, 1988 nucleotides. Its product is annotated as C-type mannose receptor 2-like. The transcript has 9 exons. The record is from RefSeq and is a predicted model, not a curated record. Lineage: Eukaryota; Metazoa; Cnidaria; Anthozoa; Malacalcyonacea; Xeniidae. Gene Ontology annotation, molecular function: signaling receptor activity. The coding region runs from base 255 to 1631 and encodes 458 amino acids.